AUGAGCUCCCACAUCGCAGAGGACAGUGACCGGGAGCUUGAGGUUCAUGUUCCGCCGCCGCUGCUGCCCGAGGAGGAAAACCAGGAUGAUGUGCUGCCUCGAGACAUUCCGCAUCGCACCACCUUCUACGACUCUGUCGUUGAGCGGCAGAUGACGCAGACGGAUGCGAAGCUGUUCUACCAGCGGAGCCAGCUGGAGGGCUCGACCGUGUUGGACCCGUCGCAGGCAAACUCCUACAACGACCCAGUCGCCAGCCUCGAGUAUGACGAGGACGAUUCAGCCUCGGCAUCCAGGGGAGUCUCCAACAUCAACUUCCUCGAUCCCCAGCCGCAGGUCACGGCAGAGCUGAGCUCCAUCUCCAAGAGCAUCCAGGACAUCAUCGCCCUGAGACGCAAAUACCUAGCCCUCUCGCUGCAGCGCCCCGGAGACGACCCCAGAGACAGCCCGGACUGGGAGAUUUAUCCCCCUGGAGACAAGCCGGGAGACGUCUUUGACAUGGAGCACUUCAUGCCGCUGCCUCCCAGGGACGACAGCCUGACGUUCAAGCUGACGGAUGCCGGCGUCUACGAAGUCUUCAAGAAUGCCGAGUCCACCACGCCCGUCUUCGAGGUCCCGACCAUCAGGCAGUUCUACAUGGACCUCGACAGCAUCCUGGCAGCCUCGUCCGACGGCCCGAGCAAGAGCUUCGCCUUCCGCCGCCUGCAGUACCUUGAAGGCAAAUUCAACCUGUACGCCCUGCUCAACGAGUACCAGGAGACGGCCGACAGCAAGAAGGUGCCGCACCGAGACUUUUACAACGUCCGAAAGGUCGACACCCACGUGCACCACUCGGCUUCCAUGAACCAGAAGCACCUGCUGCGCUUCAUCAAGAGCAAGCUGAAGAAGAACCCGGACGAGAUUGUCCUGUACCGUGACGGGAAGCACUUGACGCUUGCGGAGGUGUUUGCCAGUAUCAACCUGACGGCGUAUGACCUGAGCAUCGAUACGCUGGAUAUGCACGCACACGUAGACUCAUUUCACAGAUUCGACAAGUUCAAUCUGAAGUAUAACCCCAUUGGAGAGUCUCGACUCCGAGAAAUCUUCCUUAAGACGGAUAACCUCAUCAAGGGCCGCUAUCUGGCCGAGCUCACCAAAGAGGUCAUUUCCGAUCUUGAAGCCAGCAAGUACCAGAUGGCCGAGUGGCGGCUUUCCAUCUACGGCAAAUCGCCAGACGACUGGGACAAGCUCGCAGCCUGGGUCGUCGACAACAAGCUCUUCUCCCAAAACGUCCGCUGGCUGAUCCAGAUUCCCCGGCUGUACGAUGUCUAUAAGGACAACGGCCUGAUGGAGUCGUUCGAGCAGGUCGUCACCAACAUAUUCAAGCCCCUGUUCGAGGUCACGCAGGACCCCUCGAGCCACCCGAAGCUGCACAUCUUUUUGCAGCGCGUCGUCGGCCUUGACAGCGUGGACGACGAGAGCAAGAUUGAGAGGCGCCUGUACAGGAAGUUCCCCGUUCCGAAGGAGUGGAACACGAAGCAGAACCCGCCGUAUAACUACUGGAUCUACUACCUCUUCUCCAACAUGGUGUCUCUCAACCAGUGGCGCAAGCAGCGUGGCUUCAACACCCUGAUCCUGCGGCCGCACUGCGCUGAAGCCGGAGACCCCGAGCAUUUGGCCAGCGCCGCGCUCUGCUGCCACAGCAUCAGCCACGGAGUGCUGCUCCGAAAGGUCCCACUGUUGCAGUAUGUGUUUUACCUGGAACAGAUUGGAGUGGCCAUGUCGCCCCUGAGCAACAACGCCCUGUUCCUGUCAUACGACCGCAACCCGUUCCCUCAAUACUUCAGAAGGGGUCUCAACGUGUCGCUUUCGACCGACGACCCGCUGCAAUUCGCGUUUACAAAGGAGCCGCUGAUGGAGGAAUACGCGGUCGCUGCCCAGAUCUACAAGCUCAGCCCGACAGACAUGUGCGAGCUGGCCAAGAACUCGGUCAAGCAGAGCGGUUACGAGGCGGCCGUGAAGGAGCAGUGGCUGGGACCCAACUUUAACAGGCCGGGCAGAGAGGGAAACACUAUGGCCAAGACGAAUGUUCCUGACCGGAGAGAGGAGUACAGAUACCACACCCUGUUGACGGAGCGAGAGGUACUUGGCCGAUACGCAACGUACGACCCCAACGCCGAAAAGAAGAGCACCAAAGCCGAUUUGGCCCUGAAGGCACAAAGCGCCAACAUCCCUUCUGCGAGCGGCACGGAAGCUCCCUCUGGUGUUGCGACGCCCAUCUCCGAGGGAACUCACCGCAGCACUUCCAACGUCGCCGCAGACGCUCACAUUUCGGGGGCCGAUCCGAUGAUUUUCCCGGGCAUUCUCAGCCGAGACUCGAGUCGCCGGAAUCUGGCCAAGAUGGACAGCUGGGGCGUUCAGUCUGCUGAGGUUUCCAGCCCGGGGACGGACAGUUGA
This is a messenger RNA of Trichoderma citrinoviride, 2433 nucleotides long. RefSeq names its product AMP deaminase. Gene Ontology annotation, biological process: AMP metabolic process; IMP salvage. Bases 1 to 2433 code for a protein of 810 amino acids. The transcript has 4 exons. Gene Ontology annotation, cellular component: cytosol. The record is from RefSeq and is a predicted model, not a curated record. Lineage: Eukaryota; Fungi; Ascomycota; Sordariomycetes; Hypocreales; Hypocreaceae. Gene Ontology annotation, molecular function: AMP deaminase activity.